Penicillium soppii is the source of this 1788-nucleotide messenger RNA. RefSeq names its product glycoside hydrolase family 18 protein. The coding region runs from base 1 to 1788 and encodes 595 amino acids. Gene Ontology annotation, molecular function: chitinase activity. The record is from RefSeq and is a predicted model, not a curated record. Gene Ontology annotation, biological process: carbohydrate metabolic process. NCBI's taxonomy places the organism in Eukaryota, Fungi, Ascomycota, Eurotiomycetes, Eurotiales, Aspergillaceae. Gene Ontology annotation, cellular component: extracellular region. The transcript has 5 exons.
AUGCUUCACUCUCAGGGUCUUGUUUCUUGGUCUUUCCUGCUAGCUGCCUUAGGGGGAGCACAGGCGAAACUCGACCUAAAUUCAUCCAAGAAUUUGGUGGUUUACUGGGGCCAGAAUUCUUUCAAUGGAAAAGGUGACAAGUUGCAGCAACCGCUGUCACACUAUUGUGAUGACAAGGACAUUGAUGUUAUUCCAAUGGCCUUCAAUAUGAUGGUCAACGGCCCAGGAGGUGCACCAGAGGUUGACUUCUCUGUUAGCAGCAAGGACUGUGAUGUGUUUCCAGGCACGCAGUUGAAGAAUUGCCCCGACAUUGGAAACGACAUUAAGACGUGUCAGCAGAAGGGCAAGACAAUUCUUCUUUCCAUUGGAGGUGCCACCUACAGCGAGGGUGGUUUCAAAAGCGAGGCCGAUGCUAAAGACGGCGCAAAUCUCAUGUGGGAGACAUUUGGCCCAAAACAAGAAGGCUCUAAAGCACUCCGUCCCUUUGGUGACGCCGCGCUGGAUGGAUUCGACUUUGACUUCGAGGCUAACGUUCAAAACAUGGCUCCAUUCGCCAAUGAACUGCGCUCCCUGAUGGACGCUGAUAAGAGCAAGCAGAGGUUCUACUUGACUGCAGCACCUCAGUGUCCCUAUCCCGAUCAAGCAGACAAGGAGAUUCUCAAUGGUCCUGUCUAUAUUGAUGCUAUUUGGGUGCAGUUCUACAAUAAUUUUUGUGGUGUCAACAACUUCAACACCGAUAUGUCAAGCAAUAAGUACAACUUCGAAGAAUGGGACAACUGGGCUAAGACAGUCUCAAAGAACAAAAAUGUCAAGGUCAUGAUCGGUGUACCAGCCGGCACCACUGCAGCUAGCACUGGAUAUAUUCCUUCCUCCAAGUUGGACAGCGUUAUUGAAUACUCGAAGAAGUUCGAAAGCUUUGGUGGAAUUAUGAUGUGGGAUGCCACCCAGGCGUACGGCAACGAUGGUUUCAUUAGAGACGUGCGGAAAAGCCUGGGAGGCGCUGAUGAUUCCGGUUCGUCGUCCGACCCGGCGUCAACAUCGGCGCCCCCUCCUCCUCCGUCCACGUCCACUGACCCUACGAAGACAUCGUCAUCUUCCAGUGUACCCGAUUCCUCACCCUCCUCUUCCUCCUCCUCAUCUGCUACUGCUUCGCCCAAGGCACCUGAGACUAGUUCCACUCCCGAAUCGAAUCCUACCACCGAAGCCAAACCCACCACUGAGGCCAAACCCACCACUGAGGCCAAACCUACCACUGAGGCCAAACCUACCACUGAGGCCAAACCUACCACUGAGGCCAAACCUACCACUGAGGCCAAACCUACCACUGAGGCCAAACCUACCACUGAGGCCAAACCCACCACUGAAGACAAACCCACCACUGAGGCCAAACCCACCACUGAAGACAAACCCACCACUGAGGCCAAACCCACCACUGAGGCCAAACCCACUACUGAAGUCAAACCUACCGCGGUGCCUACCACCGCUACCACCCAGCCAAGCACUACUCAGGCUCCUCCAACUACCUUCUCUACAUCUCCUCCAGCCCCCGCGCCUACUGAUGCACCGCCAAAUGACACCUCGGACGACGACGACUCGCAGGAGGAGGCCGCACCGCCCCCAAGCAACGAUUCCAGCGAUGACGACGAUGACAGUUCUUCGCUCAACUCGAUUCUUGGAAACGAUCUCAUGGGUCUUCUGGGUGGUCUCCGCAAGGCUAAUGGUGUUGCUGGUGGCGUCACUCAAGGCCUGACCAAGGGCCUUCGGCGCCCUCAGCGCAGCCGCGUCUAA